Messenger RNA from Chlamydomonas reinhardtii, 2845 nucleotides. RefSeq lists its product as uncharacterized. The record is from RefSeq and is a predicted model, not a curated record. The coding region runs from base 263 to 1660 and encodes 465 amino acids. Lineage: Eukaryota; Viridiplantae; Chlorophyta; Chlorophyceae; Chlamydomonadales; Chlamydomonadaceae. The transcript has 10 exons.
GCCCACACGCUGCAAGACGUUCUUUGAGUUUCUGAGGAGCGUGCUUGGAGAAGACAACUUUUGGAUAAGCCAACGGGGCUUUCUUCCAACUUCGCCCCUCAAACCUAUUCGCUCUUCUCCUAAUAAUUUUGUUGUGAUCAAGGCAAUUGCUUGGCAUGGCACAGCGGGCAAAGACCCUGACACAGAACAAUUAGGCCACUUCAGCAGCCAAGUCGUUUCCUGCGCCUGUAAUGCCCGACCGGUGGCGAUAGACAUGGCCGAAAUGUACAAUGGAGACCAUCAGGAGGAGGCUCGCGUGCUGGGCGUCUCUUGCGGGUCCUCCCAUUCAAUAGCGCUGCUCGACUGCGGUGUAGUUGCUUCAUGGGGUCGAGGUGAAGAUGGCCAGCUUGGGCAUGGCCAGGCAGACCAGUGCACUUCCCCAACAUGCAUCGCCGCAUUAACCGAUGCGGGCGUUGACGCUGUGGUGUGCGGAGCGGAGUAUACGGUGGCGGUCGCGUCGUCACGAGGACAGAUCUACAGCUGGGGCUGGGGCGACUUCGGCCGCCUGGGCCACGGCGAGUGCGGCGACGUGUUCGUGCCGCGUCCCAUUGCGUUCUUCUCCGGGCGGCCCGUUGCGCGCGUGGCGUGCGGUGACACGCACACGCUGGUGGUUACCCAGGGCGACGGGGCGCUGUACACGUUCGGGCGGAACCAGAACGGGCAGCUGGGCUUGGGUCACACCAAUGACUGCCUCUCGCCGCAGCUGGUCACGGCGCUGCAGGGUGAGCGGGUGUCGAGUGUGGCGUGCGGCUCGGAGCACUCGCUGGCGGCCACGGAGGCGGGCACGGUGUUCUCUUGGGGAUGGGGCCGGUACGGCAACCUCGGGGACGGCGACUCGCAGGACAGGUACACCCCCACCCGAGUGGUGGGCCUGGACGGCGUCACAGUGACGAGUGUGGUAUGCGGCUGGCGGCACAGUGCCGUGGUCACGGACGAGGGCCGCGUGUUCACCUUCGGCUGGAGCAAGUACGGACAGCUGGGGCACGGCGACCAUGUCGACCACACGCGGCCGUGCCUGGUGGCUGGGCUGCAGCACUGCCGCGUCAGCACGGUGGCUGGCGGCUGGCGGCACACCAUGGCCGCGGACUCGGAGGGCAACCUGUACGCGUGGGGCUGGAACAAGUUUGGGCAGCUGGGUCUGGGCGACUCAGAGGACCGCGCCGCGCCCACGCCCGUCGCCGGCUUCGGGCUGGCUGGCGGCGGCGUGGAAGCGGGCGCGGCGACGCCGCGGCGUGUGGCGCUGCUGGCGUGCGGGUGGCGUCACACGGUGGCGGUGACGGAGGCGGGCGAGGUGUACAGCUGGGGGCGCGGCGUCAACGGACAGCUGGGGCACGGCGCGGAGCAGGACCUCUACGUGCCCACGCUGCUGCUGAGCCUGAGCCGCGGCCAGCUGCGGCGCGACGCCAUCCUGGCCACUGCCAUGGCGCACGACGGCGGCGAGGGCGGGCUGUACGUGGCGCCAGCAGACAGGUACGCGGUGGUGCCUGGCGCGGAUGAGCCGUACGGCAACGGCGCUGGCGGCUCCUCCGUGGCAGCCGUGCCCAGCAUGGGGCCAGACGACAUGGGGACGGCGGGCGACUCGCGGGACCACAAGAAGGCCCGCACCGGCGGUGACAUGUAAGCGGGCGCGCCAUUUAGCGAGGGGGCGCCCGGUGGGCUUGUCGAGGUGCAAGGACGGGAGCGGGGUAGGGCAGGCAGGAAAGGGAGCGGCCGCAGCGGGUAGGAGGUGCUGCAGGCGCGGGGGCAGAACUGGGGAGGGAAGGCGAGGGAGCUGCUUGGGCCAGCUACGUGCGGGACAUGGCUCAAAUCACCGUCGAGCCUUCCCAGCCUCACAUUUAAAGGCCGCCGACCUCCACGGAGGCAUGCUCUUGACCGAGGCCGGGGUAAAGCGUAGUUUCUUGUGACCCCUUGUCAAGGAAAUGGAGUAAGGGACUUCAGUGUUGCGGAGCGAUGCUUAUGUUUGAAACAGUGCACGGUUGAAACUAAUUAUGAUUGGAGCUCAAGAGGUUGUAGCGGCCAUGUUGCUCCAUGUUGAGUUUGGUAGCAAGUGCUGGCUGCCGAGGCUGAGGCUGAAUCCGGCAAUGCGCUGGAUACCUCGACAGGGCAGCACUAAACUUGUCAGGUGGAAUCUGGUUGUCUGGGACCAACGAUGCUGUCGUUGCAGGUCCCGAAUACUGCCAGGUGUGAAUUUGCACAGCGGCUUCAACCAAGAGCUACGAAAAGGACAGAAAUUAGGAUCGGGCACAGACAGGUGCCACAGUCUGCUGGUUGUCUGGCUGAUGAUGGGUGAUUGCGUUUCUAGAUAAGUGCUAGCACAGCUCAAAUGUAUGAAAGUUUGAUCAAGCCAACACGGGGGCAGAUCAGGGGAACCUGCGGGGAUGGGGGUUGAUUGGGCAGCAUUCGAGUUGCAAUUUUGAAGGCUCACAAAUGUUGCGAAGGCACGCAAAUAUGGGCUGAAAGUGAAGGAGUUUGGUUGGGAUCUGCAGCAGGUAUGCGUGACAGCUCUGAACGUGCUUCUCGAUUUAUCCGCCGAGAGCCCGUGGUGCUGGGCUGGGGGGGGCUUGUAUACAAUCAUUGACUUACUCAUAUACAAGUGACGGCUGCAUUGUCAGGAUAGCAGGCUUUCACAAGAGACCAGCAGGUACUCGAGCCAGCAUCAGCCACUCGGCAGCUGGUGGACGCUGGUGAGUAGGCCAGUGCUGGGGGAGUGCGUGCGCAUGCAUUCCAGCGCCAUCGGCUGAACGGACCAGACCAGCCACCAGCCCAGCUGGGGACAUGGCCAGCAAUGGUCUUGCCGACUGGCGUC